Messenger RNA from Medicago truncatula (barrel medic), 2191 nucleotides. Its product is annotated as glucan endo-1,3-beta-glucosidase 13. The record is from RefSeq and is a predicted model, not a curated record. Lineage: Eukaryota; Viridiplantae; Streptophyta; Magnoliopsida; Fabales; Fabaceae. The transcript is spliced from 5 exons. The coding region runs from base 207 to 1715 and encodes 502 amino acids. Gene Ontology annotation, biological process: carbohydrate metabolic process. Gene Ontology annotation, molecular function: hydrolase activity, hydrolyzing O-glycosyl compounds.
AGCUUGAUAAAAAGCAUUCCCUUUAUGUGUGUGUGCGUGUACUUACUUGAGUAAGUAACAUCCUUAACCGGACAAAACAAACUCAGACUGUGGUUGCCACUGUGAUGCUCCAAUCUGAAGAGAGAGAAACCUGAAGAAAAAAAAAAGGGACAAGAGCCGUUACUCUCUUUCUGAGCAUUAUUAUAACGUUAGUUUAGAAGACAGCAAUGGCUGCUAGGUUCAGUUUCAGCUUCAUCUUUGCGGCUUCAUUGUUCCUCCUUCUUCUAGACUGUUGCUCAGGAAGUUUCAUUGGGAUCUGCUAUGGAAGAAAUGCAGAUGACCUCCCGACACCCGACAAGGUGGCACAAUUGGUUCAACUUCAUAAAAUCAAAUAUGUCCGGAUUUAUGAUUCUAAUGUACAGGUCCUAAGGGCCUUUGCAAAAACCGGAGUUGAACUUAUGAUUGGUGUUCCAAAUUCAGAUUUGCUCUCAUUCUCUCAAUUCCAAUCUAACGCCGACGCUUGGAUCAAAAACAGUGUCCUUCCUUACUAUCCAGCCACAAAGGUCACAUACAUAACUGUUGGUGCUGAAGUCACAGAAAGUUCCUAUAAUACCUCUUCAUUGGUAGUACCUGCAAUGAACAAUGUACUUACAGCACUCAAGAAACUCGGGCUUCACAAAAAGAUAAAAGUUUCCAGUACUCAUUCCCUUGGAGUUCUGUCACGAUCGUUCCCUCCAUCAGCUGGGGCUUUCAAUAGCAGCCAUGCACAUUUCCUGAAGCCAAUGCUAGAAUUUCUUGCUGAAAAUCAAUCGCCUUUUAUGAUCGAUAUAUAUCCUUAUUAUGCUUACCGAGAUUCACGGAAUAAAGUGUCUUUGGACUAUGCCCUUUUUCAGGCAUCCUCUGAAGUUAUUGAUCCAAACACUGGUUUGUUGUACACAAACAUGUUUGAUGCACAGAUUGAUGCGAUUUAUUAUGCACUCAUGGCAUUAAAUUUCAGAACAAUUAAGGUCAUGGUCACGGAAACAGGUUGGCCUUCCAAAGGGUCGCCAAAGGAGAAGGCUGCAACUCCUGAUAAUGCACAAACAUAUAAUACUAAUCUCAUAAGGCAUGUUAUAAAUAAUACGGGUACUCCUGCGAAGCUGGGACAGGAGCUAGAUGUUUAUAUUUUCUCGUUGUUUAACGAAAAUAGGAAGCCCGGUUUAGAAUCAGAGAGGAACUGGGGAUUAUUUUACCCUGAUCAGACAAGUGUCUAUAAUCUGGAUUUCACCGGACGAGGUGCGGUUGAUAUGACUACGGCUGCAAAUGUAACCCGGUCAAAUCGCACAACAUGGUGCAUUGCUUCAAGCAAAGCCUCGGAAAUUGACUUGCAGAAUGCUUUGGAUUGGGCUUGUGGUCCUGGUAAUGUGGACUGUACUGCUGUCCAGCCUAGUCAGCCUUGUUUCGAACCGGACAAUCUAGCUUCGCAUGCAUCCUAUGUUUUUAAUAGCUAUUACCAGCAAAACGGGGCCUCUGAUGUUGCUUGUAGUUUUGGGGGUACAGGUGUAAAAAUUGACAAGGAUCCAAGCUACGACAACUGCAUCUACAUGCGAGAUGGCAAUAACAAAACUUCGGGAGGUAACACAAGGGCGAUGUCGUCAACUUCAUCCUCCCAACAAAAAGGAAUUUGUUACUCUUCAAUUUCUAUUUAUCUUCUUGUAACUUGUCUCUUCAUUCUAUUGAAUAUUGAACAAUCCUGACAAGACGAGCUUGAUUGUCGAAAGUGCAGCAUGAUUUUGCUAUGUUUAGAUGUAUGCUGCGUUUUGGCGUGCGGGAGAAGUAGUGGUUUGUUGUAAAGCUUUUCAUACUAUGCCAGAAAUCAGAUAAGUGUAAAAAAAUCAUUUGCUGUUGUAAAAUAAUUAGAGCAGUGAUAGGUCUAAACUUCUUGCUACUAGUUUUAUGUGCCAACAAGGUAAGCCAAAACAGCAAGCAAGAUAAAUGACUUUUCUGUGAUUCAUUUUAUCGAGUCUUUUAUCAGAUUGUUCAUAGGUAUGUCGCAGCUGUUCGUUACCGCCUGGUGUUUCCAGAUUAUCGCAAGUGUUGAGGGAUAACAAGAUAUGGAAGUUUAGGUCCAAUUUUGUAGUUGGCCUUUAGGGAGUUUCCGUUUGAUUGCUUGCUCCAUUGAGCAUGGGUGUUUCAAAAGGGGGAACUAGUGAUAAAAUUAACAUUUCCAGUC